UGCAACGCGAGUGUCUGUGAUGACUGAGGAAUCAAUGGCUGUACGAUCGCCAAUUCUUACCCUCCUCCAUAAAUCCUCUCUAAACUCAUAUAGCUAGCUACUACAGUCUCUAGCUCCUCUGUUCAACCAUUUCCUUCCUCUGCUUCUCCCAAGGGAGUAAAAUUCUAUCAAUAUGAAGACAUGUUUUUUACUCAUCAUGUUCAUGUUCUCUUUCGCUUCUUCAUCGUCCGAUGGUUUUAUGAGGAUUGGUCUAAAGAAAAGAAACUUAGAUCUUCGUUCCAUUAAAGCUACAAGAAAAUCUGGAACUCAAUUCCUAACAGACAGCAGCAGCAGCAGCAGCUCUGAUGUUGAUAUAAUUUCACUGAAGAAUUACUUGAAUGCUCAAUACUAUGGAGAGAUUAGCAUUGGAUCUCCUCCUCAAACAUUCACUGUCAUAUUUGAUACUGGCAGUUCCAAUUUAUGGAUUCCUUCAUCCAAAUGCUAUUUCUCUAUUGCUUGCUGGUUCCAUCCAAAGUACAAGCACAAGAAAUCCACCACAUAUCUUGAAAUUGGUGAUCGGUUAGCAAUACAUUAUGGGUCUGGAUCAGUAUCUGGAUUCCUCAGUCAAGAUCAAGUUAAAGUUGGUGAUCUGGUGGUAAAUGAUCAGGUAUUUAUGGAGGCUACCAAAGAAGGAAGUCUAACAUUCGUAUUGUCUCAGUUUGAUGGGAUAAUUGGCCUUGGUUUCCAGGAAAUUUCUGUUGGCAAUAUUGUUCCAGUCUGGUACAACAUGAUCGACCAAGGUCUUGUCGAGAAGGAAGUGUUCUCAUUUUGGCUUAAUCGCGAACCUGAGGCUGAGGAGGGCGGUCAACUUAUUUUCGGUGGUGUUGAUCCAAAACAUUUCAAGGGGAAUCACACUUAUGUCCCUCUUACUCAAAAGGGUUAUUGGCAGUUUGAUAUGGGAGACUUUCUCAUUGGAAACCAAUCAACAGGUUUUUGUGUGGGCGGAUGCGCUUCUAUUGUGGAUUCAGGGACAUCCUUACUUGCUGGCCCAACCACAAUUGUGACACAAAUAAACCAUGCAAUUGGAGCAGAAGGUGUUGUGAGUAUGGAAUGUCGGUUAGUCGUUGAGCAAUACGGAGACGUCAUAUGGGAUCUCCUUGUUUCAGGGGUUCGUCCUGAUCAAGUCUGCGCACGAAUUGGGUUAUGUGCUCAUAACAAGGUUGAAGAUGAACCAAAGAGAAUUGAGAUGGUUGUUGAAGAGGAAUUGGGAAGGAAAAUUGACCCUGUUUGCACAUCGUGCGAAAUGCUUGUUGUUUGGGUACAGAAUCAGCUGAAGCAAGAACAAACUAAAGAAAGUGUUUUUAAUUAUGUGAAUCAGCUUUGUAAAAGCCUUCCAAGUCCAAUGGGUGAAUCAGUAGUUGACUGUAAUAGCUUGUCUAAGUUGCCCAAUAUUACUUUCACAAUUGGAGGCAAAGCUUUUGAUCUCACUCCUGAACAGUAUGUCCUCAAAACUGGAGAAGAUCCUGUGACCAUCUGCAUUAGUGGAUUCAUUGCUCUGGAUGUGUCUCCUCCCCGCGGUCCUUUGUGGAUUCUUGGAGAUAUAUUCAUGGGUGUGUAUCAUACAGUUUUUGACUCUGGCAAUCUUCAAGUGGGUUUUGCCCAGGCAGUUUAAAUAUAUAUAUAUAUAUAUAUAUAUAUAUAUAUAUAUAUAUAUAUAUAUAUAUAUAUAUAUAUAUAUCCUAUGUAUCAUAAUGCUAUAAACUAGGUUAAUCCCAUGAAUUAAUGAAUGUAUAUGUAAAUGGUAGCUUUCUGGUCAUCUUCAACUGGAUAAUAAUAAUAAUGUCUUGUGAAAAU
Messenger RNA from Impatiens glandulifera, 1833 nucleotides. RefSeq names its product aspartic proteinase A1-like. The transcript is spliced from 14 exons. The record is from RefSeq and is a predicted model, not a curated record. Gene Ontology annotation, molecular function: aspartic-type endopeptidase activity. Bases 173 to 1651 code for a protein of 492 amino acids. Lineage: Eukaryota; Viridiplantae; Streptophyta; Magnoliopsida; Ericales; Balsaminaceae. Gene Ontology annotation, biological process: proteolysis; lipid metabolic process.